Molecule: messenger RNA, 1775 nt
Organism: Suillus subalutaceus
Lineage: Eukaryota; Fungi; Basidiomycota; Agaricomycetes; Boletales; Suillaceae
Exons: 6
Coding region: 252-1676 (474 amino acids)
Source: RefSeq, a predicted model, not a curated record
GUACCAGUCCCGUUUAGGACAGGUUUAGCGAACGCUUAGCGGUUCUUGGAUCCCUGCAGGUGAACUUGAACUUUUAGAAUUGAGCAGCCCUGAGAGCUCAGUACACACCUAAGUUCUGUAUAGGAGAGAGUGGCAGGCACAAGGAUGAAAAGCUAAAAAGUGGUGUGUGGGGUUCUGUUUCCCAUCCUGUUGGGAGCCUAGUUCGGCAUUAAUGCUAACAGUGCGGCACUACCUGGCACUAGUACGCACUCAUGUUUUCUGCCAGGAAAGCCGCAGCCGUUUGGCUUUUCCUUACCUUUGAACGGGUUCUGACUGCACAGACACCUCUGUCGAGUCAUGCGCCUUUAUCCUUUUACCAGGGGGUCGAAAAUGAUCUUGGACGAUGGGAUCUUGGUGAAGCGCCUGCGGUGAACGCGACAGGACAUCUGGUGUUUGAAACGGCCAAUUCCCUGCUUCACACUGGGCAAACACACGUUAUCGUAUUGCGCUGCGAACCUCCCCGAGGGCACCUUGGACACCCAAGAUCUCGUGGCGUGGUCGGAAAUGAACCCGACUGGGUGAACCAUGAAAAGCAGCGCAUUAUGGAUCUGUGUAAAUGGGGUCAGAAAUAUGGUGUGAAUGGCUUUGUGAGUGAAAUCAUGAUCUGCAACUUCACCUCUCACAUGGAGGUCGUUUCGUUCUUAAAUCUCGAGAGCACUCGCAUCGGCCCGCCCACGAAUUGGCCAGAGGACCUCAAUACUGUGCAUCACGUUUAUGAAGUAAUGCAUUCUGCUUCAUGGCACGGAAAUUAUCCAGGAGAAACCCGGAUUGUGCUUGAUUUUUCUGGGCUAGUCUCUUUCUACGACACCGCUCUCGUUCCCUCCUUGGUGCCGCGUCGUGUAGGUUUGGAGCGGUGGGAUCAUCGAGUGGGAGGCAUAUCAUCAGGGGAUAUAGAACGUGUCCACGACAGGCUAGCUCAAGCGUUGGUACGACCACCCGUGACAACCAGCGGCAUUGACUGGAAGACCGUCUUGCGGGUGGUGGUUGAUCGAUAUGCCAGCCGCCUGGAGCUGAUGCAGUACCUUUUGAACAUGACGUUGGAUGAUAGGUUGAUCUUUGAUCACGCGCAACAAGUCCAGAGACGACUGCCUCGACCUUCUAAUACCAAUACGUCUGCCACUGGCAACGCGACAAAUUCGUGGGCUGCGCCAGUUUUUCGCGAAUGUGCUACAUCGCACACGGCCUCCAUAGUAGCUCAUGGAGUAACAUUGAUGCCCUCUGAACAUUUGCUCCUGCAGGCGGUGCGGGAAACUACGCGUGAAAUAUGCCGCGUUGUCACGAAGAUGUGGGCUUCUGGAUUGAUUGUUGGAGUCGACCCUUUUUAUCCUCCAGAACAAUUCCCAGAAGCUGAUCACAUACAUACUCUCAUGGGCGAAUGGAAGGAAGAUGUGACACGAUUAAUCUCCUGGUUAGAUUGGAGCGUGUGGGUGAAGUGCCGACCGGCCUGUGGUAUCGAGGUAACAAAGGGAUGUGCUACUUACCUACUUGGCCCUUUGGCUUUUUCCCCGCCUCCCGGUGGUGCAGACGAUGCUCCACCAUUUCAGGACAGUGCUUCGUUAUGGCCAGACCCAAACAAAGGGGAAUGGAAGAGACCACAACCCAAGUGCAUCAGACGGCUGGAGCCAUAUGGUUUUUAGGAUAUAAGAUUCACAUGCAUUAUAGCUGAUAUAUACACGUCUUUGAGCUUUAGUCCUUUGUAAAAUUAUAGUUUAAGCGCUGCGUGACGUUCUUACCCG